This is a messenger RNA of Ascochyta rabiei, 1848 nucleotides long. RefSeq names its product RNA helicase. Gene Ontology annotation, biological process: maturation of LSU-rRNA from tricistronic rRNA transcript (SSU-rRNA, 5.8S rRNA, LSU-rRNA). The transcript is spliced from 3 exons. Bases 1 to 1848 code for a protein of 615 amino acids. Gene Ontology annotation, molecular function: ATP binding; nucleic acid binding; RNA helicase activity. Gene Ontology annotation, cellular component: nucleolus. The record is from RefSeq and is a predicted model, not a curated record. NCBI's taxonomy places the organism in Eukaryota, Fungi, Ascomycota, Dothideomycetes, Pleosporales, Didymellaceae.
AUGGGAGCCCAGGAAAUCGAAGCCAAGAAGCGCAAGCGCAAGCACAGCAGCAAGAAGACGGAGGAGGUUGCCGCGCCGAAGAGACACAGCAAUGGCGUAGAGAAGGCCGACAAGCCUCGCAAGAAGGCGAAGAAGGAGCACACGCCUGAGCCGGAGGUCGAGGAGGCUGUCGCAGAGGCUUCUGAGGAAGAGGAGGAGGAGGAAGAAGAAGAAGAGGAAGAUGUGGAAGUGGAAGUGGAGGGUGAGGAGGACGAGGCCAAGCUCAACGCCGAGCUGAAGCAGAUUGCAAAGAAGGCGAAGAAGAGCAAGAAGGCAGAUGCAGAGGCGUCGGACGAUGAGCAGGAGCAGAGCGCAAAUCCGAACGACCUGCCGCUGGGCACUUCGAUGCCAAAUGUCGAGGACCCAAAGCUCUUUUCUGAGCUGAAGCUCUCGGACCGCACAAUGGAGGCCAUCAAGUCGAUGGGCUUCGAGACCAUGACCGAGAUCCAGCAGAAGACGAUCCCGCCGCUGCUGAGUGGCAAGGACGUGCUCGGAGCUGCGAAGACGGGUAGCGGAAAGACGCUCGCCUUCCUGAUUCCCGCGAUCGAAAUGCUGUCUGCGAUGCGAUUCAAGCCGCGCAACGGUACCGGCGUCAUCGUGGUCUCGCCCACGCGCGAACUCGCGCUUCAGAUCUUCGGUGUUGCACGCGAGCUCAUGGAGAAGCACUCUCAGACAUUCGGCAUCGUCAUUGGAGGCGCCAACAGGAGAGCAGAGGCAGAGAAGCUGGUCAAGGGCGUGAACCUGCUGAUUGCGACGCCCGGACGCUUGUUGGAUCACUUGCACAACACUCCAGGCUUUGUGUUCAAGAACCUGAAGAGCUUGAUCAUCGACGAAGCCGAUCGCAUUCUGGAAGUAGGAUUCGAGGACGAAAUGCGCAGCAUCAUCAAGAUCCUGCCCACGGACCGACAGACGAUGCUCUUCUCCGCGACGCAGACAACAAAGGUCGAGGACCUCGCGCGCAUCUCGCUGAAGGCCGGGCCGCUGUACAUCAACGUCGACUACCGCAAGGAGCACUCGACGGUGGAGGGGUUGGAGCAAGGCUACGUAAUCUGCGACUCGGACACGCGCUUCAGGCUGCUCUUCAGCUUCCUCAAGAAGCACCAGAAGAAGAAGGUGAUUGUCUUCUUCUCGUCGUGCAACAGCGUCAAGUUCUACGCCGAGCUGCUCAACUACAUCGACCUCCCCGUCCUGGAGCUGCACGGCAAGCUCAAACAGCAGGCGCGCACCAACCGCUUCUUCGAGUUCUGCAACGCCACAUCCGGCACGCUCAUCUGUACCGAUGUCGCAGCGCGUGGUCUCGACAUCCCCGAGGUGGACUGGGUGAUUCAGUUCGACCCCCCGGAUGACCCGCGCGACUACAUCCACCGCGUUGGACGAACAGCGCGUGGAUCGCAGGGCAAGGGCAGGAGUCUGAUGUUUCUGCUGCCGAGCGAGAUUGGGUUCCUUAAGCUGCUGAAAGAGGCGCGGGUUCCGCUCGUUGAAUUCGAGCUCCCCGCCAACAAGAUUCUCAACAUACAAUCCCAACUCGAAGCGCUCAUCACCAAGAACUACUACCUCAACAAAUCGGCCAAGGACGGAUACCGCUCGUACCUGCAAGCGUACGCAUCGCACAGCCUGCGCAGCGUCUUCGACGUGCACAAACUCGACCUGGUCAAGGUGGCCAAGAGCUUCGGGUUCAGCACGCCGCCGCGCAUCGACAUCAGUCUGGGCGCCAGCUUGAGCCGCGACAAGAAGGUCGAGGGCAGGCGGGCGUACGGGAGCCAGCCGCAGCAGGGCAGGCGGCCGAUGAAGCCCGGGAAGCGGUUCUGA